CAACAUCAUUACACUGAGGCAAGAACAUAGAGCUGAAAGAAACAGAGACACACUGUGGUAUAAGAGUCUACCGGUUGAAGCAACGUCAAGGCCGCUAUUUCAUUGACAAAACUGAGAUCUGAGUUGAAACAAGCUAAGAUGAAGCUGUUGUGGGUUGUAAUGCUGGUGGCCGGCACUGUGUUUGCCGAGGAUGAUGACAAAAAGGACAGUGUGGGGACUGUGGUUGGAAUCGACCUGGGGACCACCUACUCAUGUGUUGGAGUGUUCAAGAAUGGGCGUGUAGAGAUCAUCGCCAAUGACCAGGGUAACCGCAUCACCCCAUCAUAUGUGGCCUUCACCAGUGAGGGUGAACGUCUGAUUGGUGAUGCUGCGAAAAACCAGCUGACCUCUAACCCUGAGAACACUGUCUUUGACGCCAAGAGAUUGAUCGGGCGCACUUGGGGUGACUCCUCUGUGCAGCAGGACAUCAAGUACCUCCCUUUCAAGGUUACUGAGAAGAAGAGCAAGCCUCAUAUUCAGGUUGACAUUGGUGGUGGCCAGAUGAAGACAUUUGCUCCAGAGGAGAUCUCUGCCAUGGUGCUGACUAAGAUGAAGGAGACUGCUGAGGCUUAUCUGGGCAAGAAGGUCACACAUGCUGUGGUCACUGUCCCUGCCUACUUCAAUGAUGCCCAGCGCCAGGCCACUAAGGAUGCUGGAACCAUUGCUGGUCUUAAUGUGAUGAGAAUCAUCAAUGAGCCAACUGCUGCUGCCAUUGCUUACGGUCUGGACAAGAAGGACGGCGAGAAGAACAUUCUGGUGUUCGAUCUGGGUGGUGGCACCUUUGAUGUCUCCCUUCUGACCAUCGACAAUGGCGUGUUUGAAGUGGUGGCCACCAAUGGUGACACUCAUCUUGGAGGUGAAGACUUCGACCAGCGUGUCAUGGAGCACUUCAUCAAGCUGUACAAGAAGAAGACUGGCAAAGAUGUGCGCAAAGACAACCGUGCUGUGCAGAAGUUGCGUCGCGAGGUCGAGAAGGCAAAGAGGGCACUGUCUGCUCAGCACCAGGCCCGCAUUGAGAUCGAGUCCUUCUUUGAGGGAGAAGACUUCUCUGAGACCCUGACCCGUGCCAAGUUUGAAGAGCUGAACAUGGACCUGUUCCGUUCCACCAUGAAGCCCGUACAGAAGGUUCUGGAAGACUCUGACCUAAAGAAGUCUGACAUCGAUGAGAUUGUCCUGGUUGGAGGCUCCACUCGUAUCCCCAAAAUUCAGCAGCUGGUGAAGGAAUUCUUCAAUGGCAAGGAGCCCUCUAGGGGCAUCAACCCAGAUGAGGCUGUGGCUUAUGGGGCUGCUGUUCAGGCUGGAGUGCUUUCUGGAGAGGAGGACACUGGUGAUGUGGUUCUUCUGGAUGUGUGCCCCCUGACUCUUGGUAUCGAGACAGUCGGAGGAGUAAUGACCAAGCUGAUCCCCAGGAACACUGUGGUGCCCACAAAGAAAUCCCAGAUCUUCUCUACAGCGUCUGACAACCAGCCUACUGUCACCAUCAAGGUUUAUGAAGGUGAGCGUCCUCUGACAAAAGACAACCACCUGCUGGGCACAUUCGACCUGACUGGCAUCCCUCCUGCCCCUCGUGGCGUACCACAGAUUGAAGUCACCUUCGAGAUCGAUGUCAACGGUAUCCUGCGCGUCACAGCUGAGGACAAAGGCACAGGCAACAAGAACAAGAUCACAAUCACAAAUGACCAGAACCGCCUGACGCCAGAGGACAUUGAGCGCAUGGUGAACGACGCUGAGCGCUUUGCUGACGAAGACAAGAAGCUGAAGGAGAGGAUUGACGCUCGCAAUGAGCUGGAGAGCUACGCCUACUCUCUGAAGAACCAGAUCGGCGACAAGGAGAAGCUUGGCGGCAAGCUGUCUGAUGAGGACAAGGAAACCAUCGAGAAGGCAGUGGAGGAGAAGAUUGAGUGGAUGGAGUCACAUCAGGAAGCUGAGCUGGAAGACUUCCAGGCCAAGAAGAAGGAGCUGGAGGAGGUGGUUCAACCCAUUAUCAGCAAGCUUUAUGGUAGUGCGGGUGGACCUCCACCUGAGGGAGCAGAAAGUGAGCCAAAUGAGAAGGAGGAGUUGUAGGCAGGUUCGAAG
Messenger RNA from Plectropomus leopardus (leopard coralgrouper), 2115 nucleotides. It is a transcript of the gene hspa5, whose product is annotated as heat shock protein family A (Hsp70) member 5. Gene Ontology annotation, molecular function: ATP binding; ATP-dependent protein folding chaperone. The record is from RefSeq and is a predicted model, not a curated record. NCBI's taxonomy places the organism in Eukaryota, Metazoa, Chordata, Actinopteri, Perciformes, Serranidae.